This is a messenger RNA of Papaver somniferum (opium poppy), 864 nucleotides long. Its product is annotated as F-box/LRR-repeat protein At4g14096-like. The coding region runs from base 1 to 864 and encodes 287 amino acids. Lineage: Eukaryota; Viridiplantae; Streptophyta; Magnoliopsida; Ranunculales; Papaveraceae. The record is from RefSeq and is a predicted model, not a curated record. The transcript is spliced from 4 exons.
AUGGAUGUGGAAUCAUUGAAAACUUUGGAGUUGAAUGUAUUAUCCUCCUUCGACGAUUUUUAUGUUCCUAAGCAUAUAUCUCUUCCACAACUCAAGCGCCUUAAACUUGGUGGAGUCACAUUCAGCAAAGAUUACAAUCAUGAGCUGCUCAGUUUAUCUAAUUGCCCUGUACUUCAAGAUUUGACACUGGAGUGUUGUAGAUGGGUUGAUGUGAGGAGUUUCUGUAUUUCAGCUCCUUCAAUUGAACAUUUGAAAAUUAUCAGUGCUCCUAAUGGUGGUGAUGAACAGGAUGAUAGGGAUUAUAUUAGUGGUUUACGAGAUAGUAGCCUCAAAAUUCAUGCACCAAGGCUAGUGUCUCUCACCUACAAGGAUAGUAUUCCCAAGAAUUUUGUCCUUUCUAGUUCUCUUACACUGGCUGAAGCAGAUGUAGAUGAAUUAUAUUUCUGGGGCAAUCAUGCAACAGAAACAAGGGAGCAACAGAUAGGUGUUGGGGCAGCUGCAAUAAGGUUUCUUCAAUUACUUUCACAUGUAAAGGUUCUAUCAAUUGCUGAUCGACUGCUAAAGUUGAACGUAUCUGCUGAAGCGAAUGAUGGUAAAGCACUGGUUGCUUUGUUGCGAUCAACACCUAUUCUGGAGUCCCUUGUAUUCAACGAGACAGUUAGCUCUAAGCAAUUUACAGGUGAAGACCUUGAGAUGUGGUGGGUAAAACUAAUUUUGGAAAAAGCUAAAGCAUUGCAGACGAUGACUAUUUUCCAUUACGUGGAUGAUGAUGAUCCAACUGCGAAAGACAAGGAAGAAGUAGGGGCGGGGUUGUCAAGUCUAUUUAAAGCUUCAGCAACGAGUUAUGUGUUGAACUUCUCUUAG